AUAUUGGAAAAAAAUGUCUGCAGUUAACACGUGAGCAGGAAACUUAGUCACAUUGUCGCGUGUGCUUGAACUGAAAAAGAAUAAAUACAUGUGGAAAUUGUAUUGAAAAGAUUUCCCGUCAAGUGCUCAGUGUCAAUUGAACUUGUAUUUACGUGACUAAUAGGUAGAGAGGCGAAGCGUACAACACUCGUUACCAAUUUACUGCCCUUAUAUUAUCGUCCAACGUUUUGUAUGUGUCAUCAAGCUAUUUUGGAUAUAUUGAUAUUAAAUUGUGAUGGAGGAAGCAGUUUGCAUCAAUGAUUACGGUCAAGGUUGUGCAAGUGAUGGAAACGUUGAUUUUGAGACCGAUCAGCUAGUCAACAUGGAUAUGAACCUGGAAAGGUUUGAUGGUUCAAUGUUGGAGCUUGACGAGGAAGACUUGUCUGAAAUCCACCGCAUGGUGGAUGAGUGGGAAUUCAAUUUCGGUGCAUUAGAGAGUUCUGAUGGAGAGGAAUUAAUGAAACUAAUUCAAAUUGAAAAUCCUAGCCAGUUUGACUGGCCUUGUCAUCUUGGGGAUGUAAGCCCAAGCUCUAGCAACAAUACCAAUGCAAACUGGGGGAAUACAGACGAGCUGCACGAUCGCUUGCCGUCCUAUUAUACGGCAUUGGCUCCGUCUCGUUCAGCCCCUUGGAUACCCCCCUCGUCGCAGCUAGUCUUUAAUAAGUUGCCGGCCUACAUCACAGACAUGGCCCCACUCGAUGUUGCAGUUAUAAGCGACAAUGCUUGUGGGUCUGUGGGUCAACCGGGUAAAAAGAAACUUAAUUUGGCCGAAUACCGCACCCGUCGCGAGAAACAACUCCAACAAAUGCAAGAAGAGGAAGAGCAACAACAACAACAACAGCAAAAACAAGAAGACGAAGAUAAAGAAAAACAGGAAAUUGAGAAAAAAGAUGACGUAAAAAGGGUCAAAGUCCAAAUGGAUAAAAUGCAGUGCCAUACGAAACAACAUCGACAAGCCAAAGAGGUCAAAGAUGAACCGGAAGAAGGUGAAGUUGAAGAGGAAGAAGUGAAAGAAAAACAACAACAACCAGUUGCAUCAAUAGUCAAAAGUCGAAGGAUCAGAUCAUCUCGCUCACCAACUCGUUCUUAUUCUUCCCAUUCAUCAUCCAGUAGACGAUAUCGUUCCAGCUCGACAUCCUCCUAUUCGAGCCGUUCGAGAUCGCGUUCCCCGUCACAUCGUCGCGGUAGGAGAAGAAGACGAUCGUCAUCGAAUUCUUCGUCCUCUUCGUCAUCUUGGCAUCGAAAGAGCCGACGCAACAACAGCCGGAGACACGGCGGCCGGCGACGACGGACGCCGACACCUCCGCCUCGAUUGAGUACCCGUGGGGGGUACAGCGAUCGAAGCCAACAGCGACGCCACCAGCAGCAACAACAACAACAAACGGAGCGUCAGCGACAGAUUGAGGAGAGACGCGUGAUUUACGUGGGGAAAUUAGCCGACGGCACGACGCGGUCGGAUCUGCGCCAGCGGUUCGAACCGUUUGGUCCUGUGGUCGACAUAAGUCUACACUUUCGAGAACGAGGGGAUAAUUACGGGUUUGUGACGUUUGCGUACAAAGUGGACGCCUAUGAAGCGGUGGAACACGGCAACGACGACCCUCACCUGCCCAAAUACGAUUUGAGCUUUGGUGGCCGACGGGCAUUCUGCAAAGAGACUUAUGCCGAUUUGGAUGCGGUUGACGAUGAUGGUCGUUCCAAGGCCAAUGACGUGGAUUUUGAGACAUUGUUGAGGGCCGUCCAGGUUCAACUGACCCGCCGUCCUUGCUCUUGACACUGGGCUAUUAUUCACCUGCACGAAAUUACUCUUUUCUCUUUCUUUCUUAUUCCUCUUCGUGUGGGCGCCUCUCUCUCAUCUUCUACGUUGUUUCGUCACAACAAUCAAUCCGCGCCUCUUGUCAUCACGCGAAACACAACACAGAACCGCCGGAACAAAAUCAGUUUUCCUCUUCAACAUCCAUUCAUUUUUUUGUUUUUUUUUGUUUUCACCUUGUUUUCUUUCUCGUUCAUCCACCCGAGUACCACGCGUCUGUCUCUCUCUCUCUCUUAAUUGUCUAUUCGAAACGGAUGAAAGAAUGGCGUCGUUGCUUCAGUUAGUAGUGCAGUCACACAUCAACCCAAGUGCCUCUCUGUUCGUUUUGAUGAGCAUAAAUUGACCCCUACCCCUCAUUUUUUUUUUCUCUUCCUCUCCUGUGUUUUCUUUCGUUCACUAACUAACAGCGGUUGAUGGGGUAAAUUGUGAAAACAACGAUCGUUUAGCUUCUCUUUUAUUUUCUGGGUGGCUAUCGUUAAUUUUCAAAUUGUGAUGCUUUUGUUUCCGGGUUGGAAAUUUCAAUGGCUUCAGUUGUGUCAGGUAUAGAAGCUCAUCUUUUUCCUUAAAAAAAAACAAUUGAAUUUUUUUUUUCUUGUGAGAGGAGGAGGAAUGAAGAAAACAGGUCAAACGUGUGUGUUGAAUCGAGCGUCAUACAAACAAAAGAAAAACAAAAAAAAUACACUCAAGGAAGUUGCUGAUA
This is a messenger RNA of Daphnia magna, 2549 nucleotides long. Its product is annotated as probable serine/threonine-protein kinase fhkB. Bases 275 to 1810 code for a protein of 511 amino acids. Gene Ontology annotation, biological process: positive regulation of transcription by RNA polymerase II. The transcript is spliced from 7 exons. Gene Ontology annotation, cellular component: nucleus. NCBI's taxonomy places the organism in Eukaryota, Metazoa, Arthropoda, Branchiopoda, Diplostraca, Daphniidae. Gene Ontology annotation, molecular function: transcription factor binding; RNA binding. The record is from RefSeq and is a predicted model, not a curated record.